Molecule: messenger RNA, 3161 nt
Organism: Alligator mississippiensis (American alligator)
Lineage: Eukaryota; Metazoa; Chordata; Crocodylia; Alligatoridae
Gene: PLEKHA3
Product: pleckstrin homology domain containing A3
Exons: 8
Coding region: 132-1040 (302 amino acids)
Biological process (GO): retrograde transport, endosome to Golgi; endosome organization; receptor recycling
Cellular component (GO): trans-Golgi network; recycling endosome; early endosome
Source: RefSeq, a predicted model, not a curated record
CUGUCCCCGCGCCGGGGCGUGCGUGAGCCCGCGGCUGCCCCGCACCUGGGGCCGCCUGCCCAUGUCCCCGGGCGCCGCGCCGCACGCGGAGGCGGAGGGGGACGAUGGUGCGCGGGGCCCGGCGCUGAGCGAUGGAAGGAGUCCUGUACAAGUGGACCAAUUACCUCACCGGUUGGCAACCUCGCUGGUUUGUUUUGGACAAUGGGAUUUUGUCGUACUAUGAUUCACAAGAUGAUGUUUGCAAAGGUAGCAAAGGAAGCAUAAAGAUGGCAGUAUGUGAAAUUAAAGUUCAUCCAACAGACAACACAAGAAUGGAGCUAAUAAUUCCAGGGGAACAACAUUUUUAUAUGAAAGCAGUUAAUGCAGCUGAAAGACAAAGAUGGCUAGUAGCACUUGGGAGUUCUAAAGCCUGUUUGACAGAUACCAGAACAAAAAAAGAAAAAGAAAUUAGUGAAACCAAUGAAUCUCUUAAAACCAAAAUGUCUGAACUUCGCCUCUACUGUGAUCUCUUAAUGCGUCAAGUUCAUACAAUACAAGAAUUUGUGCAUCAGGAUGAGACUUGCUCCUCUCCCAGCAUUGAGAACUUGAACGAAGCUUCUUCCUUACUCAGUGCUACAUGUAAUACGUUUAUUACAACACUUGAAGAAUGUGUGAAGAUAGCAAAUUCCAAGUUUAAGCCAGAGAUGUUUCAACUGCCUCAUCCUGAUCCUUUAGUUUCUCCUGUGUCACCUUCACCUGUUCAAAUGAUGAAACGUUCCAUUAGCCACCCUGGUACUUGCAGUUCAGACAGUUGCAGGAGUAGUCACUCGGUAAAAGAACCAGUUUCUUCAGUUCACCGGCUAUCACAAAGACGCAGAAGAACAUACUCUGAUACAGAAUUCUAUAAUGAUGUUCCCCUUGAAGAUACAGAAAGAUCUGCUCACUGUUCAAGAAGUACACUCAAUGGGGAUUUGGCAGUGUCAACCAUUCCUGAAGAAAACAAAUCUGUGUCCAUGAAAAAAUCUGAACUGGAAGAGACUCUUGCAUUCUCUUCUUCCUGAAGAAACUGAAGUAUUCAACUUUCUUUAAGUAAUGCUAUGCAAAAGCUGCUGUAAUUAUAUUAUUGUUAUAGGAAGUAGUUCUUUCCCUUUUAGAAGGAUUUCUCUGCACUUUAUAGAUAAAUGUAAAAACUAACUUCAAAGUGUAUUUUAUCUUUAUAUCGUUUAUUUGCAAGACUAUUUUCCUAAUACUUCACAGUUUGAAUGUGUGGUUGCUCUUUUUUUGUUUUUGUUUUUUUGUUUUGUUUUUUGAACAAAUGAUGGUUUAACAGAAAAACAUCUGCAUUUGUAAAUUUAGCUCUUUUAAAAAGUGUGAAGGUCUGAUUGACAUCUUAAGUAAGCCUGUGAUUAGAAACCUUGGAAAAAAGGUUUCAGAUUUUGGGCAGAAAAUGUAACUUGUGCCAUGGACCAGUUGGUUGUUUGUACAAACCUGGGACCUGAUCUCGUAGUCCUUGUGUACUCCAUAGUUCCACUGGAAUGGGAAUUUUACCUAAUAAAACGACUGUGGCAUAAGCAUGCUAGUGGGUUGUUAUAUCAGCUUGAUGGUAAUUAAUAUUGCCUGCCUUUAAAACCACGAGGUUAUAAAUUAUCUGGUCCUUAUUUUUAGCCAAUGAAAGUAGAAAUAUCUAGUGUAUUUUUCUAAACAAAUAUAUAAAAAGUAACUUAUCUUAAUAUGAAGCAUUUGUACCAAACAUUGGAUAUUUAACAAUUUUUAUUUAUUUAUUCCUUUUUGCAUCAAAAAAUUUCUACUGACUUUCAUUGCUAAAGAUAUACAGAUUUUAUGACAUGCUUAAAUCAUUGAGGAAGUGUAUCGCGUUAUUAAAUGGCUCUUGUAGCACUGUUUAGAUUUACUGUGCAAUCAAAUGAAACGGCUUAAGUAUUCUGUCUAACAAGGUAUUAUUUUAGUGCUUGCUUCUAUAAUAGACCAUUGAGCUGCUGUUGUAAUGAAUAUUUUGUUAUCUAUAUGUAUUUUAUUUAUGACCUAUAUUUAUACAGAAAAGGGGUUUCUGUUGUUUUUGACUUCUAAAUAUGAUGUCAAGUUGGCUUACAUCUGGAGCUAGAUUCUGAUCAAAUUUGCAUUAAUUUCAAGUAGGAUCAGAAUUUGGUUCUAAUUACUCUGUGAAUAAUAUAGAAUAGCAGUGCCUGCUAGCACCUUGCUUGUAUAAGGUUGUUAGUGUUUGCAUUACAAACUUGGUUUUUAUAUUCACUUUUUUGGACAAAAUUGCUCUAUAAGGUGUUAGUCCUGGAGUACUUUAAAAAAUCAUUUGCUGUUUUAAUUUACACAGUGUUUAAUAAAUACAUAUUUUUUGCACUCUUAUGCACCAAAUUCUGUUUUAUAAUCAAACUUCCUUUAAUUUGAUAAUUCUGUUGCCCCAUUAUUAUUUUUCACAUGUACAAAAACAUUCAUUUGUAUGGACUCAAGAAGAGGAAUAAAGAAUGAAACAGAGCUUUCCUUUUGCAUCAAGCAGGUCUAAAUUUUCACAAAAAUAUGAGCAAUUACAUACCUAGAUCUGCAAUCCUGCAAAAAUUUAUGUAUGGUGCACAGAAUGGAACUACUUGCAUAAAAUAGUCAUGUAUUUGCUGGAUCAGAGUCCUAAUUUGUGUUUAGAUUACCAACUGCAUGUAACUAGCCAUUUGCACACACAAAUUAGUCAUACACAUGCUUGCACAUUUUUCUGAAAAUUUGCAUUCUAAUGUAUUCGGUCUUAGUCUCCUGCUGUCUUAUCAGAACUGUAAAAGAAAAUGUUAAAAAGUGACCUGAUCAAACAUUCCAGUACUAUAUAUACUGCAACAAAAGUAUUGCAGCUGAUCAUAUUUUUUUACAGUUAUCAUUAUAUUGUUGGAACGAUCAUAUUUAAGCUCUGAUAUAACUACUUUCAAAUAUUUGGGCAAAUGCAUUGUUUUUACUUUUUGAGUUCUUUUAAUUUGGUUAGGGAUUUUUAUUGUACACAAUUCUUGUUCACGUUUGUAAAAACGAAAUCCAGAUCCAAGUUUUCUGAGCUAAGGUUGCAAAAGAAGAAAAAUCCCUUUAAAUUACAUUAUUUCAGUCGUUUUUUUCAUUCCUGUAAGUUUUGAGUGAAUGAAAAGAAGAAAUUGGAAUUAAAAUUAACUUGUUGCACUUAA